Messenger RNA from Closterium sp. Yama58-4, 187 nucleotides. Lineage: Eukaryota; Viridiplantae; Streptophyta; Zygnematophyceae; Desmidiales; Closteriaceae. The record is from the annotation of a GenBank genome assembly.
AUGACGUUGGGGCAAAUUCGUACCCUUAGCGCAAUCGCCCUUAGUUUCUGCGCAUUUUCGCUCGCCUUCCUCCCUCACACCGCACGCACUCCUCGCUGCGCCAUCACGCCACUCUUCUCUUGCGCGCGUCGCCCACCUCGCCUCACUGCGCGCUGCAUCGCGUCGCCCCAUCGCUGGGUCGUUGCCC